This is a messenger RNA of Schistosoma curassoni, 1806 nucleotides long. The record is from the annotation of a GenBank genome assembly. Lineage: Eukaryota; Metazoa; Platyhelminthes; Trematoda; Strigeidida; Schistosomatidae.
AUGUCCACACUGGAAGAUGUGAAUUGGAUGAAUGUUGUUCAUCUAGUGUGUAAAGGAACUGGUCUAAGCGCGGAAUCUAAAACCGGUGCAAGGUGUGGAUGCAGACUCCUUAUCUAUAGUGGAAAAUAUGAAAAUACGAAUCAGAAGUUUCCGAUGUCAACUUUACUUAGCUACUUUUAUGAAGAGGUUCCUAAAUUCCCAAAGCCACCGAUAAUCGGACCUCCAUAUGACCUUCCAGAGUCUGACCAGGAUUCUCGUCAAAUCCAACCACCUGCACAAAUACCUAUAGAAUCCGAUGUUUUAGAAAAUGCAAAAAAGCUUCCUACUCAAACACUUCCUAUUUCUAAAAAUCUUUCGCCAAUUGCAGCUUUCAAAUAUGGAACACUUAUUUCCAAGGAAGAAAUUCAAGGUGGCGUUCCUGCAAAUAAGACAGUAGCCUCUAUGCGAGAUAAGGUUCGAGAGAUGAUGAAGUUUGCUUGGAAUGGUUAUGUUACCUAUGCAUGGGGAAGUAAUGAAUUGAGACCGUUUUCAAAAACUGGCCACUUACCCUUUGUACUUGGAAAUGAACCACUCGGGGCUUCCUUAGUCGAUAGUUUGGAUACUUUGUACAUAAUGAAUUUGAACAAAGAAUUCAACACAGCUGUAGAAUGGAUAGAAAUGAAUCUGGAUUUUAACAAAAACACUCAGGUGUCCGUGUUUGAAUUUAAUAUUAGGUAUAUUGGUGGCCUGCUGUCUGCUUACACGUUCAGUAGAAAACCUAUUUUACUGACUAAAGCGGUUGAACUUGCUCAACGUUUAUUACCUGCAUUUGAUACACCUAGUGGAAUUCCAAUGAGUUUAAUCAAUUUGAAAACGGGAGAUAAGCGGAAUUUCGUCUGGGCAAAUGGUCGAUGUUCAAUUCUAUCAGAGUUUGGUACAUUACAUAUGGAAUUUAAAUACCUUUCUGAGCUAACUGGCAAUCCGGUCUAUUCAGAAAAGGUUGAUUCUAUUCGUAAGGUUUUGGAAGAAGUGAACAAGCCUAAUGGGUUAUUUCUUAAUUUUAUGGAUCCGAAUACAAAAUCAUGGUGUGGUAAUGAAGCUGGUCUCUCUGCAUUAGGUGAUUCAUUUUAUGAAUAUUUGCUAAAAGAAUGGAUUCGUACUGAUCAUAAAGAUGUGAAAGCUCUUGAACUAUACAAAUCUAGUUUAGAAUCAUUCCUAAAAGUUGGUUUAUUUCAUAAAAGUCCUCAACAUAAUUUACUUUAUGUUGGCAACUACAAGUAUGGCACUAUUUCCAAUUCAAUGGAUCAUCUGGCUUGUUUUGUUGGCGGUAUGCUCUCUCUCGGUGCAUCAGAUAAAAAUGAUCCAUGGUUUCAACGUGGUAUUGAAAUUACUGAUACUUGUAGAAGAAGUUACGAUAGUGCAUCAACAGGUCUUGGUCCAGAAAUAUUUUCAUUUACUGAUCAGUCUUCUGCCAUUGCGAUUACUCAAUCUCAUAAAGUGUAUCUUCUGCGACCAGAAACAGUGGAAUCAUAUUUCUAUUUAUGGCGACUAACUAAAGAUCCAAAGUAUCGUGUUUGGGCAUGGGAUGUAGUUCAGGCUAUUGAAAAGUAUGCUCGUACAAAUGCUGGCUAUUCUGGUUUACAUGACGUUUACUCUACUAACUCUACUUUAGAUGAUGUUCAGCAGUCAUAUUUCUUAGCAGAAACACUGAAAUACCUUUAUUUAAUAUUUUCAGAAGAUACAUUAUUACCGCUUGAUAGAUGGGUGUUCAAUUCUGAAGCGCAUCCAUUACCUAUUCAAAAUAAAGUCAAACUAACACCUGGCUAA